CGCAUUUGAGCUUCAGUUGAGAGGCGACGUUGGGUUCGGAAUGUCACAAACGGGCAGAUCGUGUGCCUUUUACAUUAAUUUAUUAGUCGGUGUGAAGCUAAGUUGAAUCAAAUGAAAUCAUAACGCUCUAUUGUUUAGCUUCCUAUAGGAAGUACGCGUAUUUAACCUCCGAAUCUGUUUGUGUUCUGAAAUACCAAAGCCCAAUGAACAUUACACUGCCAAUUAAAGCCGAGUGAGAAUAAAUAAGUUUUUUAUAACUAGCAAAUUUCUGAGAAUUUGCAUUUUCUAUUGUUCGGAAUCUUAUCGGAUCUUGGUCAAAUGUUCUAUUUACACUGUCAUUGAAAAUAAUUAAAAUCCUUCGGUUAGCAUAAGGGCAAAAUUACUGUGAGUCCCAGGGUAGAUAUACAUUUUAACGAGCGGUACGCAAAUGAGAAGGUGGUCUAGGAAGUCUAAACAUCGAAGUUAAUUUACACAGACUUUUCUUGCUAAGCUCCCUUGUCGGGUUCCAAUUUUUUUUUAUAAUUGGUACCCCAUAUAACGCGAAUAGAUAAAGUUCUACCUGUGCCACGGAUUUUGGGGUCUGGGUCUCAAUUCAUUAAGUCCAGAGCUCUCGACGCGAGCGGUUGAUCUGUUCUGAUCUCUCGGAGUGUCGUGUUUAUAUUACUGCUCUGAUUCCGAACCGCCGAUUAGCGUCAGUUGCAAUCAGCUCGAAUCAGCAGUAAUUCAAUCAGAGAUAUGGUGGGAAAAAUUGUACAGCUUGUGGUGGUGGCUCUGCUCAUCUCCUGGACGGAGGCUCAGACCGAACCCCACUACGAGGAUCCCAACAAUCUCAAAGUCUGGCUGACCAUCAGUGCCCGCAAGAGAUUUCUGGAGGUCUCCUGGAGUAAUGCUCCGGCGAACAAGGGUGACCAAGUCCUCGUGACGAAGGAGGAUGCGCUCACCUUCCAGACAAAAGUGCUGCCCAAGCGCACUCCUUUAGCCUCCUUCCGCAGCGAGGAGGGAAGUGGUUCCGGCGAAGGAUCUCCCAGCUAUGUUCCCAUCAGUGGGUUUACAACCAGACCGGAAACCCAGUCGAGCUCUAAGGAGGAGAAAGAGCAGUACUGGGUGGCCAAUGGAGGCGCCACAGAUGUUGUGGCUGCCAUUAAACCAAGUCAGGGAUUGUCCACCCAGUGGUUCACCACUGGACUACCCUAUGAUUAUGCCUUGUCCAGGAAUGUGACAGUUCAAACCUCCUGCUACGGCUUUUGGGCCAGUUACAUCGAUGGACAGGGCAAUAUCUUGUCCAAAACAUGCCUCAAGGGGUUUCCUCGCUGGAUGAACGAUCUGAAGUCUAAAAUAGGAGAGAUGCGCUUGCGAGAUCUCUUUAUUCCCGGAUCCCACGACUCCGGCUCAUAUCGUCCCAAUUUCGAUCCACUGCUCAGGGAGAGUUUGGUGACCAAGUACGCCCUGACCCAGGAUGAGGAUAUCCGGGGGCAGUUGAUGCAUGGAGUUCGCUAUCUGGAUAUACGGGUUGGGUACUACCGAAACUCACCGGACCCGUUCUUCAUCUAUCACGGGAUCACCAAACAGCGGCCUCUGCAGGAGGUUAUCAAUCAGGUUCGGGACUUUGUCCAUGAGACCAACGAGAUUGUCAUCUUCGGACUCAAGGAGUUCCCAGUUGGCUUUGGCAAGGGACUAGGUGUUCAUCGCCUGCUGGUCAGCUAUUUGCGCGACCAGUUCCAGGACCUCAUUGCUCAUCCUUCACUGACCUGGCGGGCUUCCUUGCGCGACAUUUGGGCCCGAAGGCAGAAUGUGUUUCUGGCCUACGACCAUGAGGCCAUGGUGGAGGAGUUCCCAGAGGUAUUGUUCGGGUCCGUGGAACAACGUUGGGGAAACAAGCAGACGUGGGCACAACUUGAGGGCUAUUUGCGCAACGUUAAUGACUUCGACGUAUCUCGAUUCUCCAGCCGACCUGUGUCCGAUAUGGCGGAGCUGACCCCGGAGACCUGGGACGUCAUCCUGGACAAAACCGGGGGUCUGCGCAAGAUGGCCGAUAACGUGAAUUGGCGGGUCUCGCAGCUCUAUCGCAAUGAACUGGGCACAAAUGCCAAUAUAGUGUCCGUGGAUUUCGUACGGGGCACCACAAUCGUGGAGACGGCUAUAGAAUAUAAUACGCGUAGGAUUUAUAUGUAGAGGGAAUUCUCUUUUUUCGGGGUCACAUUUA
This is a messenger RNA of Drosophila suzukii, 2203 nucleotides long. It is a transcript of the gene PLCXD, whose product is annotated as Phosphatidylinositol-specific phospholipase C X domain containing. Lineage: Eukaryota; Metazoa; Arthropoda; Insecta; Diptera; Drosophilidae. The record is from RefSeq and is a predicted model, not a curated record. Gene Ontology annotation, biological process: lipid metabolic process. Gene Ontology annotation, molecular function: phosphoric diester hydrolase activity.